AGCCCGGCCAUGCUUACCGUGGCUGCCCUCCUGUCGCCCGCCGCCGUGAGGCUGGCGCCGCCGAUGAUGCAGAUUAGCGACAAGUGCGGCGGCGCGGUGCCCUUCGCCCCGCUCGGCACCGCGGGGGGCGGCAGCUCGGCGACAACCGCCGCAAUGAGCGGUAUGACAGGCGCCGUCCGCCGCACACCGGGUCGGGUGCCGCAGCAGCGCAACCGCUGGCCCCUCGACCCCAACGUGAAGAGCGUCCUGGAUCUGCAGCGCGGCAGCGUGGAUGCCGCCCCGGCGCGAGCACAGGCAGGCGGCGGGGUGGGCGCUGCCGCUGCGCAGUUUCAGCGGCUGGCCGAGGGCACCGCCGCGGCGGGCAAUGCGGCGGGUGCGGCUGACAGUGCGGCCAGCCCCGACGGCCUCCGCGCCAUGAUCGAGGCCACGACCGCCGACAAGAAGUCCGCCGUGAAGGCCCGGUACGACGCCCUCCUGCAGCAAAAGGACGAGCAGUUGGCCGCCCUCUCGGCGGAGCGCGAGGCCGUGUUGGCGGAGCUCGAGAGGGAGUGCGACAAGAUCGACACCGAGGCGGCCGCCGCGCUGGCCUUUGCCGUGUGAUGUGACAUGUGAGUGCAGCAGUCACGUACAACUGCGCUGCCCUUAUGCCCUUUGUGCUCUCGCCGCCCUUCUCUCGCCGCCCUGCUGCUGCGCUCUCGCCGCCCUUCUUUCCCCCGGCCGGCAGGCCAGAUCGGACUGCAGUGCACCGACUGGGCCCUGCGGGGACCCGCAGCUUUGAGAUCAAAGGCUUUGUGUGUUGUGUCGGAAUAUGAUAUAUGUGAAUGUGUAGCCA
This is a messenger RNA of Emiliania huxleyi CCMP1516, 832 nucleotides long. RefSeq lists its product as hypothetical. The record is from RefSeq and is a predicted model, not a curated record. The transcript has 2 exons. The coding region runs from base 10 to 600 and encodes 196 amino acids. Lineage: Eukaryota; Haptophyta; Isochrysidales; Noelaerhabdaceae.